AUGAGGGUUGUUGUGAUUUUAUUGUUAUGCGUCUCCUUGUCCUUUUGUGCGAGAUUAACCCAUCGGCAAUAUUGUGAGGAGACAAUUAAGAAGGCGCUAAACGGGAUCAAACGGCAACCGGAGCGGGUCGAGGCCGUCAAGCAACACCACAUCAAUUUUGUGGUUACGAGGGUAAGGAAAAGUCAAGAAAAUGGCUUGUCGUUUGUUAUGAGUCAAAGUUAGCUUUAUACUAUCAGCCUGUCGGGAAAAUAAUGAGCACACUGUCGCAUCGAAAAUCACAUUCGCGGCAGAGAAAAGAAAUCGUGUCGCAUCAAAAUCAAGUUGCUUUUCACCUCUGCGACAGUGUGGGCGACGGAUUUUUUUGGAUUUUUUUGCAGUGAGAGCCCUUUCAGUUCGCGCAAAGUCUUGACGUGCGUCGUACUUUUAGCACUUCCCCUGUUAGUCGGCGUGUUGACUAAAGUCAGUUUCAGUUCAACCAAGCUGGGCGUAAAAUCUUUGUUCCGUUCGCCUGCAUGAACGAUAUGGUGACUUGUAUUGGGAGCGGAACACAGAUGGAUAGUCAUUGCUGUUUCCAAUGCUCGCAGGACCCAAUUCCAUAG
Molecule: messenger RNA, 599 nt
Organism: Bursaphelenchus xylophilus (pine wood nematode)
Lineage: Eukaryota; Metazoa; Nematoda; Chromadorea; Rhabditida; Aphelenchoididae
Source: the annotation of a GenBank genome assembly